Cornus florida is the source of this 5594-nucleotide messenger RNA. RefSeq names its product ABC transporter C family member 2-like. Gene Ontology annotation, cellular component: membrane. Gene Ontology annotation, molecular function: ATP hydrolysis activity; ABC-type transporter activity; ATP binding. The transcript has 28 exons. The record is from RefSeq and is a predicted model, not a curated record. Gene Ontology annotation, biological process: transmembrane transport. The coding region runs from base 495 to 5366 and encodes 1623 amino acids. Lineage: Eukaryota; Viridiplantae; Streptophyta; Magnoliopsida; Cornales; Cornaceae.
UUGCGAUUACAUAAUGCCCAGGAAUUUUAAUAUUCACCGAUUUUUCGUCCAACUACGAGACUCGAUCCAAACAUUGUUAUUACAGUAGUAUCAAAAUAGCAGAUUUUGAUUCGUGCGCUCUCUCUCUCUCUCUCUCUCUCUCCGCUCUCCCACUUUCUCUCUCUCUCAAACUUUUUCGUCCUCUAUAUUCACUUUUUUUCCCGAGCUUUGCUGUGAAAUUCUCUCUCCUCUCUCCAUUUUCUGUCUCUCAAACUUUUUUGUUCUCUGUGCUCACUUUUUCACGGAAAAUUUGGCUCACUCUGCAUUACCAAACGUCUGCUCUCUUUUCCAUCACCGUCUCGGCCUCUUGAUCCCAAAAAUGGGAACUGCGUCCUCACUUCUUGUGAUAAGUACUUAUCUUAAGAGUGAUGUACAACUCUACUAGUGAAAGAAAAGGUGAGAGUACAGUGGUGAUGUGCUUUUAGUGUAUAAUACUGGUAGAGGAGUUCUUAAAGAUGGCUUUCAAGCCAGUGUCUUGGUAUUGUCGGCCGGUGACAAAUGGGGUGUGGGCAAAAGCAGUGGACAAUGCAUUUGGAGUUUACACACCUUGUGCAAUUGACUCUCUGGUGGUUUCAGUUUCCCAUUUGGCUCUACUGGCUCUGUGCUUAUAUAGAAUAUGGCGGACUAAGAAAGAUCUUAAAGUUCAGAGGUUCAUUUUGAGGUCCAAUUACUAUAAUUAUAUGCUGGGGUUGUUGGCCGGCUAUUGUACUGCUGAACCUUUGUUCAGAUUGGUUAUGGGUAUUUCAGUCUUAAAUCUAGAUGGACAGACUGGUCUUGCUCCAUUUGAGAUGGUUUCCCUGGUCAUCGAGGCUCUUGCUUGGUGUUCUCUUUUAAUCAUGAUUGGAGUAGAAACAAAGGUUUAUAUCCGCGAGGUUCGUUGGUUUGUCAGAUUUGGAGUCAUUUAUGCUUUGGUAGGGGAUGCUGUGAUGCUGAAUCUCAUUCUUUUAGUGAAGGAGUUUUAUAGUCGAUCUGUACUGUAUUUGUACAUCAGUGAGGUCUUCGCCCAGGUUUUGUUUGGAGUACUCUUGUUUGUGUAUGUUCCCAGUUUGGAUCCUUAUCAGGGUUACUUGCCAAUGCGGACUGAAUAUUUUGACAAUACUGAAUAUGAAGAACUUCCUGGAGGAGAGCAAAUUUGCCCCGAGAGGCAUGUCAACAUAUUUUCUCAAAUUGCUUUUGGAUGGAUGAAUCCCCUCAUGCAACUAGGCUAUAAAAGACCUCUUACGGAGAAGGAUGUAUGGAAACUAGAUACCUGGGAUCGGACUGAAACAUUGAACAGCACGUUCCAAAGAUGUUGGGCUGAAGAAUCUUGUAGGCCUAAACCAUGGCUUUUAAGAGCAUUGAAUCGUAGUCUUGGACCAAGGUUUUGGUGGGGAGGCUUCUGGAAGAUUGGAAAUGAUCUUUCCCAGUUUGUGGGGCCACUUAUAUUGAAUCGCCUCUUACAGUCUAUGCAACAAGGAGAUCCAGCUUGGACUGGUUACUUGUACGCCUUCUCAAUUUUUGUUGGAGUGGUAUUUGGUGUGCUGUGUGAAGCUCAAUAUUUUCAGAAUGUCAUGCGUGUUGGUUACCGGCUAAGAUCAACUUUGGUCGCUGCUGUAUUCCGCAAGUCUUUAAGGUUAACGCAUGAGAGUCGCAGAAAAUUCGCAACUGGAAAAAUAACCAAUUUGAUGACAACUGAUUCUGAAUCCCUCCAGCAAAUAUGCCAAUCACUUCACACUUUGUGGUCUGCUCCUUUCCGCAUUAUUGUCGCAAUGGUUCUUCUGUACCAGCAGUUGGGUGUUGCUUCACUUCUUGGUGCAAUACUGCUUGUUCUUUUGUUUCCUGUACAGACAUUCGUGAUAAGCAAAAUGCAGAAAUUGUCCAAGGAAGGACUGCAGCGGACGGACAAAAGAAUUGGCCUCAUGAAUGAAAUUUUGGCUGCAAUGGAGACUGUAAAAUGCUUUGCAUGGGAGAGUAGUUUUCAAUCCAAAGUUCAAAGUGUGCGGACUGAUGAGUUGGCAUGGUUCCGAAAAGCACAACUACUGGGAGCGUGUAACAGUUUCAUAUUAAACAGUGUUCCAGUUGUGGUGAUUGUGGUUUCAUUUGGGUUGUUCUCUUUGCUCGGAGGGGAUCUAACGCCUGCAAGGGCAUUUACAUCACUUUCUUUGUUUGCUGUGCUACGGUUUCCACUAUUCAUGCUUCCAAAUAUCAUAACUCAGGUUGUGAAUGCAAAUGUAUCUUUGAAACGCCUGGAGGAACUUCUCUUAGCUGAAGAGAGAAUUCUUUUGCCUAACCCACCUCUUGAUCCAGGACUUCCGGCCAUCUCAAUUAAGGAUGGGUACUUUUCUUGGGAUUCAAAGGCAGAGAAGCCCACUUUGUCAAAUAUUAAUUUGGAUGUACCGGUUGGUAGCUUAGUAGCAAUUGUUGGUGGUACUGGAGAAGGAAAGACAUCACUUAUUUCAGCAAUGCUUGGAGAGCUUCCUCCAGUUGCAGAUGCAAAUCUUAUUAUGAGAGGAACGGUUGCUUAUGUUCCGCAAGUUUCAUGGAUUUUCAAUGCUACAGUACGUGAUAACAUACGAUUUGGAUCUGUAUUUGAACCCGCAAGAUAUGAGAAGGCAAUAGGUGUGACUGCAUUGCAGCAUGACCUCGAUUUGCUGCCUGGCGGUGAUCUGACUGAGAUUGGUGAAAGAGGGGUUAAUAUAAGUGGUGGGCAAAAGCAGAGAAUUUCCAUGGCAAGGGCUGUAUAUUCCAAUUCAGAUGUUUACAUAUUUGAUGACCCUCUAAGUGCUUUAGAUGCCCAUGUUGGUCGACAGGUUUUCGAGAAAUGCAUUAAGGAAGAAUUAAGAGGAAAAACCCGAGUUCUAGUCACAAACCAGCUACAUUUUCUUUCACAAGUUGAUAGAAUUAUUCUGGUCCAUGAAGGUAUGGUGAAAGAGGAAGGGACCUUUGAGGACCUCUCAAAUAAUGGCAUGUUGUUCCAGAAACUGAUGGAAAAUGCAGGAAAGAUGGAAGAAUAUGUGGAAGAAAAGGAAGAAGGUGAGAAAAUUGAUCAGCAAACCUCAAAACCAGUUGCUAAUGGCAUUACUAGUGAUUUGCCAAAAGAUGCAAGCCACACAGAUAAAAGAAAAGAAGGCAAAUCUGUUCUUAUUAAGCAGGAAGAACGGGAAACAGGUGUUAUCAGUUGGAAAGUUUUAAAGAGGUAUAAAGAUGCAUUGGGAGGCGUAUGGGUAGUUAUGAUACUCUUUACGUGCUAUGUCCUAACAGAAGUUCUACGGGUUAGUGGUAGCACCUGGUUAAGUCUUUGGACAGAUCAAAGCAGUUCGAAGAGAUACGGGAAUGGUUUCUACAAUCUGAUCUAUGCACUUCUAUCUUUUGGUCAAGUUUUGGUGACAUUGGCAAAUUCGUUUUGGUUGAUCCUAUCAAGUCUUUAUGCAGCCAGAGUGUUGCAUGAUGCUAUGCUCAACUCCAUUCUAAAAGCUCCGAUGGUCUUCUUCCACACCAAUCCACUUGGACGGAUUAUCAAUAGAUUUGCUAAGGAUUUAGGUGACAUAGACCGGAGUGUUGCCCCAUUUGUGAAUAUGUUUCUCGGUCAAGUGUCACAGCUCUUUUCAACUUUUGUGUUGAUAGGAAUAGUCAGCACUACAUCGCUGUGGGCUAUAAUGCCACUACUACUAUUGUUUUAUGCAGCCUAUCUAUAUUAUCAGAGCACAGCCCGUGAAGUUAAGCGAUUAGAUUCCAUUUCCAGAUCGCCUGUGUAUGCACAAUUUGGAGAAGCAUUGAAUGGUUUGUCAACUAUUCGUGCAUACAAAGCGUACGAUCGGAUGUCCAACAUUAAUGGGAAAUCCAUGGACAACAAUAUCAGAUUCACUCUUGUAAACAUGAGUGCAAACCGCUGGCUUGCAAUCCGUUUGGAAACAUUGGGAGGCCUCAUGAUUUGGCUUACAGCAACCUUUGCUGUUAUGCAGAAUGGAAGAGCAGAAAACCAGGAGGCGUUUGCCUCAACAAUGGGUCUGCUUCUCAGUUAUGCUUUAAAUAUUACUGGUUUAUUGACUGGUGUACUGAGACUUGCAAGUCUUGCUGAGAAUAGUUUAAAUGCCGUUGAGCGGGUUGGUUCAUAUAUAGAGUUGCCUUCUGAGGGUCCAUCUAUUAUUGAGAGCAACCGUCCCCCUCCUGGAUGGCCUUCAGCAGGAUCCAUCAAGUUUGAGGAUGUUGUCCUGCGUUAUAGGCCUGAACUUCCUCCUGUCUUGCAUGGUUUAUCCUUCACAAUUCCUCCAAGUGACAAGGUGGGAAUAGUUGGAAGGACAGGAGCAGGGAAAUCUAGCAUGCUUAAUGCUUUAUUUCGGAUUGUAGAACUAGAAAGGGGAAGAAUCUUGAUUGAUGGUUGCGAUAUUGCAAAGUUUGGAUUGAUAGAUCUUCGUAAGUGUCUUGGAAUUAUACCACAAGCACCAGUUCUUUUCUCAGGAUCUGUGAGAUUUAAUCUUGACCCUUUCAACGAACACAAUGAUGCUGAUCUCUGGGAGGCUUUAGAGAGGGCACAUUUGAAGGAAGUGAUCAGGAGAAAUUUUUUGGGGCUGGAUGCUGAGGUCUCUGAGGCAGGGGAGAAUUUCAGUGUUGGACAGAGGCAGCUAUUAAGUCUUGCACGAGCAUUGCUUCGCAGAUCAAAAAUUCUUGUUCUUGAUGAAGCUACUGCUGCUGUUGAUGUUAGAACCGAUGCUCUUAUUCAGCGGACCAUUCGGGAAGAAUUCAAAUCAUGCACAAUGCUCAUUAUCGCUCACCGACUAAAUACCAUCAUUGACUGUGACCGAAUUCUUCUGCUUGAUGCUGGUCGGGUUUUAGAAUAUGAUACACCAGAGGAACUACUGCGAAAUGAAGGGAGUGCUUUCUCUAAGAUGGUUCAGAGUACAGGGGCUGCAAAUGCUGAGUACUUGCGCAGCUUAGCAUUUGGAGGGGAAGGGGAGAACAAAUCAGAGAGAGAUGAGACCAAACGGCUAGAUGGGCAGAGGAGAUGGCUUGCCUCUUCCCGCUGGGCUGCUGCUGCGCAGUUUGCCCUUGCUGUUAGCCUCACUUCAUCACAGAAUGACCUUGUGCGGUUGGAAAUUGAAGAUGAGUACAAUAUUCUCAAGAAAACGAAGGAUGCUAUUAUAACUCUGCAAGGAGUUUUGGAAGGGAAGCAUGACAAAGUUAUUGAAGAGGCUCUUGAUCAGAACCAGGUCUCCGGAGAUGGAUGGUGGUCAGCCCUUUACAGAAUGGUUGAAGGUCUUGCAAUGAUGAGCAGAUUGGGUCGAAACAGGCUUCAUCAAUCAGAAUAUGGAUUGGAAGGCACAACGAUUGAUUGGGAUCACAUUGAGUAGAGAGAACAGUAAUUUAGACAUUGUAAUGCAAAUUACUUGAAUUACUCUUCUAAUGGAUUUACAUAGGCUGUUCUUCGCCGAUUUUGUAAAUAAUGUCGGAUUUUGUACUGUAAUAAGUUUGGGAAGUGCUUUCUGAAUUACAAGUUGCUUAACUCAAAGCAGCUCUGCAUGACUCUUGUUUUGCCUCGCAUAGUAACUUGAUAUUGGUAUCAUUAGACUUUCUUGUGA